This is a messenger RNA of Aspergillus udagawae, 384 nucleotides long. RefSeq lists its product as uncharacterized. The record is from RefSeq and is a predicted model, not a curated record. The transcript has 2 exons. Lineage: Eukaryota; Fungi; Ascomycota; Eurotiomycetes; Eurotiales; Aspergillaceae. The coding region runs from base 1 to 384 and encodes 127 amino acids.
AUGAGUUGCUGGACUCUCCCCAGCUUCGUGAAACACAUGAAGCGCGAUCCCACUGGCAGGGGAUGCACCCACCUCGGCAAGGACGGUGUCCUGCGGACCCUCUCGGGGGACUACGACGUCCUCGAUGCGCGGGGCCUCAACCCCGAGGAGAUCAAACAGAUUCUGGACACUAUGCCCCCGCAGAUGGCUCGGAUGAUUCAAAAGGAGGACUUCCGUGACGUGGACGGUACAAAGGUUACAGAAGAGACACUAUUCCAUCCAGCGCCGGGUAUCCUGCCGACGAAACUGAGCAAGGAGGAGGCUGCAGAAAGACGGAAACUGGUGAAGCAGAGUCAGGAGGCCUAUUUGCAGGCAAAGAGGGAGCAGUGUGCAGAGCUGGAGUAG